Molecule: messenger RNA, 1813 nt
Organism: Frieseomelitta varia
Lineage: Eukaryota; Metazoa; Arthropoda; Insecta; Hymenoptera; Apidae
Gene: bsf
Product: leucine-rich PPR motif-containing protein, mitochondrial
Exons: 10
Coding region: 2-1798 (598 amino acids)
Molecular function (GO): protein binding
Source: RefSeq, a predicted model, not a curated record
AAUGAUACAUUUUAUAUCUCAACAAUGUUAUAAAUCAUAUAACAUAUUACAAAGGGAUAUAAUAUUAGAUAGUGUCAAAUCGUACCAACAAGAAUUGAUAAAUAAAAAAUAUAAUAACAUACGUAAAAAUAUGGAAAUUUAUAAAUGUAUAUGGAGGACAGAAAUGGCAAGUAUUAUAGAUCUUAUAGAUUCAGUGUACGUUAUUGAUAGUCAUAAGAUGCUUUCUUUACUUAACUGGUGUAAUAAUAUAAAUGACUGUUUAUCAGCAGAUAAAGUAAACUUUGGAAGAUCAUUGUGGAUACUUUUACAUGUGUGCAAUUUCGAGAUAUCUAUAGCCCAUUAUAAUGCACUUUUAAGUUUAUACAUGAAAAAUGGACAUAAUUUUUCAAUUAUGGAAUUAUUAAUGGACAUGAAAUCUAAACAAAUUUAUCCAAAUAAUAAUACAUACGAUAUAUGUAUUAAAUAUUACUGUAUGAACGGAAAUAUUGACAAAGCACUAAUACUUUUUAAAGAUAUGAAAACUGUACAUUUUUAUGCAACAAAAUCUAUCUUCAGUUCGUUAAUGUUAGGAUACUCUAAAUCUGGAGAUAUAGAAAAUGUAACUAAAAUUUUAAACCAUAUGAAAAAACACGAAUUACAGUCAACUACUGAAACAUAUGCUGUUCUUAUAUCUACUUAUGCUGAAUUGAAUAAUAUUGUUAAAAUCAAAGAAAUAAUUCAGAUGUGUAAUUUAAAAAGCAUACAUUUCUGUAAUAAUAAUAUUUUGAAUGUAAUUUAUAUAUUAGCAAAAAAUAAUAAUAUCAAAGAUGUUCAAAUUAUGUAUAAAUAUUUAAAAAAAAAAAAUACUAUUUCAAAUGAGGAAAUAGAUGUUAUAUUAAAGUUAAUAAGUAUCAAUCACAUACAUAUAGCUGUGAUAGCACUUUCAUGUAUAGGUUUACAUGAUAAACAUCCGCAAUUUGAAAAUGUCAUAAGAUUAAUUUUGGAACACAUAGUUAAUAAUAACAUGGUAAUUAAUGACAUAACAAAAUUACUUACUACUUUUAAAGAUGAAAUGACAUUCAAAAAAUGUUUUUCAAUAUUAAUAUAUUAUUCAUUAAUGAAAAAUAAUGAUCUGUCUCUUCCUUUACUCAAAAUAUUUAAAAAUUAUCAUUUGAUAAAACCACAUUACUUUUGGCCACUUUUAAUUAAUGAAGCAAUUAGACAUAAUUUCCAAGGUAUUUUAGAUAUUCUUAAAAUUAUGAUCAAUGAUUUUAAUGUAUUACCUUGUAUUAAUACAAUUAGUGAAUAUGUUUUACCAUUUAGUUUUGGAGAAAUAUCCUAUACAAAAAAUUUAUUAAUGAAAUAUAAUGUAAAUGAAACAAUGUUCAAUAAUGCUCAUGUAUUAUCGCUGUUGAGGAAAAAAAAGCUAACAGAAGCUGCUACAUACAUGCAAUAUUCCAAAGGUGAAUACUUUUAUAAAAUUAUUGCUCCUGAUCUCAGGUAUGUUUCAUUAUUAAAAAAUGAUCCACAAAAGUUUGUGAAUAUGAGUAAGAUCCUAGUAGAUUCUACAGAUUCAGAUUUGACAUUAAUAUUAAAUAAUAAUAAAUCAUAUAAAACAACAUUUGUAUCUAUGGACAAACAGUUAUAUGAUUUUAUGUUUGAGUUUCCAUCUCAGAAAACAUGGUUGAUAAAGGUAAUAAACAGAUUAAUAAAGUGCAACAUUAUCUUAGAAACUGAAACAAUAGAAAGAAUACGUGAAUUUUUACAUGAAGAAACAACAAAUGACGUAGUGUAUGUUCUUGAAAGUUUAAAAAAAUAAAAUACUGUAAAAGUA